This is a messenger RNA of Bactrocera tryoni, 5491 nucleotides long. RefSeq lists its product as uncharacterized. The coding region runs from base 892 to 4917 and encodes 1341 amino acids. The record is from RefSeq and is a predicted model, not a curated record. The transcript is spliced from 4 exons. Gene Ontology annotation, molecular function: DNA binding. NCBI's taxonomy places the organism in Eukaryota, Metazoa, Arthropoda, Insecta, Diptera, Tephritidae.
ACGUUUCAUUUAGUGCUGAGCAGUCGCUUUGAACGUUUGUAAUUUUGUCAGCGCGCUCUUCUCCUCGCUGAUGGUGUAGUAUCAUUAUACUUUUUUCACUACUAUUCUAUACGAUACUUGUGUGAUUAUUAUUGUUGUAGUAUCUAAUAUUUGUGCUGUACUUGGUACUAGGCGUUCAAAGAACAUAGAACACAGAAGAACGUUGGCGCUCUCUCGCCUUAGCUGCUGUUUAACUUGAAUAAUAGUGAGUGGAGUGUUUUGUUUUUAUUCCUCGCAAAGACGCUUUGAUUUCGAACGCUUAAAAAAUACUACGGAACAGCUUGUUUGUUGUGUGACGCGCGCUUUACUGGAUAUAAAAGUUGAUUCAGAAAGUAAUCAUUGAUUAGCAUUGACAAAUAUAUAUUUACGUGCGUUCAUAAUAGUAGCGCUGCGAAAGUGGUUCUUAAAAUAGUAAAAAAAAAUAAAGAAAAAAUAAUCGUCAUAUCGCAAACGGAGGCCAGCGCGUGAAGACCGCUCGAAUAUAUAGACAUUAUAAGUAUACUUGGUGUGUUGGGAUCUAUCGACGUCGGCUAUAGGAGAUUGUGUCCACUGACACCUGAAAUUUACUCAAUACACAUACAAAAGCCGGCGUGUUGUGUACGUGUGUAACGGUCACGCAAAAAAACGCAAGAGCGCGCUGAGUGGAUACGACAACGAGGCUAUCGAAACGAGUCAGACAAGAGACGGGGUCUUGAGAAUUGUGCUGAUGUGUGUGUGUGUGCACGUACAAGCUGUUCUAUAACGGACUUCAAAAAUUAAAGCAAAAACGCAUAAAUUCGAAAGAGGAAAAUCAGCAAAGCAGUAGGAAUUAUUAUUCUUAAAACAGAAAUAAACAAUUAAUAUAACAACAAAAUGCCUACAAUAAGACGUUGCUGCAUCGUGGGUUGCCUUUCUAAUUCCCGACAGAGCCCACAAUUGCAGUUCUUCCAAUUCCCCCGCCCGGAAAACCCAUUCUAUGGUCUCUGGAAGCAGGCAUGCCAUGCUUCGCUCAAUCGCAUUUUACCCUUCAAAAAGCCUGUUGUAUGUGCACUACACUUUCAUCCAAAUCUUAUAGGCGGCCGAAGAUUAACAUCAUCAGCUGUGCCAUCGCUACGCCUAGAUGUACCCAAUGAUUUGAAAGCUGUCGAACAACAAGCAAUGGUUGAGGAAAUAGAGAGAAGCCGCAAAUGUGCAUACAUCAAUGCAGUUGUUUAUGAAUGGUUGGUGCGUGCGAACUUGAAUCCACAACUUCGUGGUUCCAUAACACACGGCAUGAUUAAGGAAAAAGCCGCUACAGCAGGACAACUCGUGGGUUCAACCUCAUUUGUCGCUGACAAUCGUUGGCUGAAUAGAUUCCGUGAGACACAUUUAAGCGGCUUUGCACAAAAAUUAGCUAGCAAUCAGUUGAAACCACUCGGCGUAUCUUUGUGGAUUCCCGAUAUUGUACAAGAUCUGCAGCAUCUCUUUCCGCCAACUAGUGCUGAACGUGUAGCGAAAUUAGAAAGCCUACCUGAACAGUAUAUGGACUAUAUGCAACAGUAUGGUGAAUAUGAAGAGGAUGAUGAUCAGGAUUCACAGGGUGCAUCCCUAAAGGAUCAACAACAGAGCCAUGCUGGAUAUGACGCAUAUGGUCAACCAAUACCAAAUUACAAUGGCGGUUAUGACAGCUAUGAGGGAUACUACGAUCAACGUCAAAACCAACAUAGUAAUUAUAGUUCCCCACAACCCCAACGUCCUGCCUCGAAUUCGCCACCUCUGCAACAGCUACAAAAAUUAGCCUCUCCAGCAUAUCGUGCCAGCCCAAUACUACAACCGCCUGCGAAACGACCUCGUUCCAAUGACGGUGAGGUCAGCGAAAUAACAGCAACAAAUGGUAAUAACGUAACCGAUUUGACUAGCGAUUGCGAAGUAAACGAUUGUGAUGUUAAGCCAAUUAAACUCAAUGGUACAGCAACACCAACAUCAAAUGGUACUAAUGGCCACACACCAGCUGCUUCGCCGAAACCCACAAUGAAUGGUACUACAAAUGGUAAUAGUGGUAGUACAAAUGGUAAUUCAAAUGGUACUACCAAACAUGCGGAUGUCGAGCUCUCGUCCUACACACAGGCGCUCGAACACCUUAAACCUUUGGAGGAGUUUGCACUUUCAAGGGAGAAUUUCCGCGCAAUCGGGCUAAUAUCACAAUUAGAGGUGAUAUUACGAAAAGGUGAAAAUAAACAUUUGGCGGCGGUGCUGAAAAAAAGUACACACGGUGUUAUAAUACAAUCAGCCACGACGACGUCUACAACGGUGUCAGCCGCUCCGGCGUUCGCAUCGGAUACGCCGAAGCAACAACAAAAUUCGCGACGUCGUCGUCGAAUAGUCGAACCGCCGUUAUUUAGUGCCAUCAACACGACGACGACCACGACUAGUCGUGUCGGCCGACGCGUGCGCCUGCCCGUGCACCUCGCCACAUCGGUGACGUCGAGCGCGGCUAUAAGGGCGGCCACGGUGUCAUCCUCGCUGGGUCCGAAAAAAUUGCGAAGUUUGCGAAAUUUGUUGUCGCGCGGCAAGCGAAAACCCCUCCGUGUGCGUAGCACCAGCGGCGGCAGCAGUGCUCAACAACAACAACAGCAGCAGCGACCACAACAACAACAACCGAGUGUUGCUGAGCAGCAGCACCAGCAGGUUCAUAAUAAUAUCAAUAGGCAUAAUACCCAGAAUAGCAUUGACAGCAAUUGUAAAAGCAAUAACAACAACAACAACACAAACACAGUUCAACACAACGAAAAUGCGAUGAAAGUGAAGGAGCGCGAAAAGGUAGCCGAAAAGCAUGCGAUUGCAGCCGAGGAGUUAGAUGACAGUGACGACGACGCUAAUGAAGAUGGCGCCGAUGGCUAUAAGUCUGAGAAUAACCCCCCAACAGCGUUGGCACAGCCAUUCCACGAGAAAAUGCUCUACGACACACGAAUACGUCGGAAAAAUGUGUUGGCGCUCAACGAGAAAGUGGCCGCGAUACGCGAGUACGAAAAGUCGCCGGUGUACAAGCGCAUCGGACGCAUGUUUCACUGCAGUCCCGACCAGAUCAAGCGCAUAGUACAGCAGAAAGACAACAUACUCGAGGCUUGGGAGCAGCGUACACGUCGCUGUCACGAUGCAAAAACGCUCGAAAUGAAAGUGGUGCGCGUGUCGAUGCUGGGCAAAGCGGUCUUCGAUUGGCUACGCCGCAUGAUCUACUACCAGGACAUACAGAUAACGGAUGGGCUCAUACAGAAGACGGCGCUGCAGUUUAAAAGCGCCAUGGGUCUACAGAAUUUCUUUCCGCAUCAGGAUUGGUGUGAUAAAUUUCGACAGACAUACAAAAUCCACACAACCGACAGUAAACUGCUGAAUAUUGGCUAUACACAAGGCUAUUCUGUGCAAAUAAAGGAUGUCAUGAAGGACGUGCUCAACGAGUGUACACCGGAUGCGGGCAGCAAGACGCAACCGAUGGAUGACGAAGACAAUGACGAUGAAGUGGAAGAGAUUAAGGAGGAGUGUGAUAAUACGGAAAAUACGAAAGCGCACGAAGGUGAUGCGGAGCAGGAGGCAAAGCGGAGACGACUGAAGGCAGCCGGUAAUCUACAAAGCGCUAAAAGCAAUGUUGCAGGCAACAUACCACAGCCAACUGGUAGCACACUAAAUGCAACUGGCAAUCCAAUUGUGAAACGCAUAAAUAUCACAAACCCCAACGGGAAUAUGUCGAAUAAUCAAUUAGCCGCCAAUUUACAAAAGAAGAACACGCCGUCACCAGCCAUGCACAAUCUUGCAGCACCGCAAUUGGCACCAUUCCGUCAACUGGUCGCAUUGCCACUACAAGGCAAUGUCGCCGGCAUGCCGCAAAAGGUGCUGGUGGCCACACCCAUAACGCCGGCUGGUCAGAUGCCAGGCGGCAAGCCAAUGACCAUGACAAUCAUACCGCUGGCGACUAUCGCACAAUCGCAGAGCAUGCAAGCAGCUGCGGCCACAGCCACAGCCGCGGCAACUGCAACAGCUGCAGCGACUGCCACACCGACUGCACUAACUGCCGCGCUGGCAACAACAACCGCUACUGCCGCCACACCUGCGUCGGAUGCCGAGAAAUCCAAUGUGCCACCACCGAUGCUGGAUAUUAAAAAGGAAAUCAAGCAGGAGCCGCAGGAGCCCGUUGAAAUCAAACAGGAAUAUAUUUCAGACGCGGAGGAUGAGGAGCCAACGGAGCAGGACCACCAACAGCCCACUGAGGUUGCUGUGAAAACAAACACUGCGUUGCAAGCGAAUGCCAUUAACAAUAAUAGCGCGCCAUUUACACCAGAAGGUGAUACAUCCUCCAGUGGUAGUACGGAUGUUGAGGAGCGUGUUCGCGCGCCUGAAACAGCCGAUGAUGACAAUAUAGCUUUAGCCAAUUUGCGGCGACUCAUACAGACGCAAGGUAAACUUGUUGCAACUUCAACGCCAUCCGCAACCGGUGUACGUCCUACCGUCUCGUCGGCCGUGCCGCCUUUAGCACCGAAACCCAUUUUAUUACCCGCUCCAUUAAACCCCAGCACAUCCGGCACGACUGAGCGUCAGAGCUUGCCAACAUCGACGACUGCCAUUACUUGCAUACCCGCCGCCAAUAUAUCCGCCAUGAGUAGAUCCCUAUGCUUUACGCCGCCAUUGCCGCCUUUGACGAAGGCACCGGAUGCCGUUAUAAAUCGCUUGGCGAAUAAACGCAAACACGCCACAAACAAUAUGCCACUGCUGCCGCCCAUUAAGUCCUGCUCGGAGGCGCGUAAAUAUCUGAAACUUUUGGAAGAUUUCGCGCUGGUUAAAGAGAACUUUAGACUGAUCGGCUUGAUCACGCGUGCCGACGAAGUACUGCGCGAGCUUGAUGGGGACGACGACGUGGAUGUGGACUGAGUUGUUGUUUACAAACAAACUUCUAGUUUAAAAAUAAUACGCACAUACACAUCUGUUGUACAUCUGUUGUACAUAUGUAUGUGUAUCCAUGCGUAGAAUGUAAGAGUAUAGCUUUUUCUAUGAAUACCAAAGCCGGUAAUUGUUACCAUAGUUUGUAAGUAAAGUGGGAAAACUUAUGUACAUACAAACAUACUCCUGUGAGUAUGUACAUAUGUAUGCAGCCUAUAUACAAAUCAAUUUUUUCACAUACUAUAUAGAGGUUUAUAUACAUAAACACAUAUUUCUAAGUAGAAGUGCACUAGGGACACGUCUAUGUAUAUAGUUACUAAAUUACAUACAUACAUACAUACAUACUCCUCCUGUAUUGGAGUUACCCAUUUUUGUUUUGUUUAUUUUAUAUGAAAUAUUUUAUUUUUAAGUGAAUAUCAAUACUGUAUUUAAUUUUUUUUUCACAUACAUACAUACUUACAUAUAUUUGUACGUUAACAAUGAAAUAUUAUUCUUACCCACGUAUGUGCAUACAUUUUUUAGAGAAGCUACCAAUUAAUUAAAAGUUGAAUAAAAAGGAAUUUGA